This is a messenger RNA of Rhipicephalus microplus (southern cattle tick), 4589 nucleotides long. RefSeq names its product ADAM 17-like protease Tace (gene Tace). Gene Ontology annotation, cellular component: plasma membrane. Gene Ontology annotation, biological process: Notch signaling pathway; membrane protein ectodomain proteolysis. NCBI's taxonomy places the organism in Eukaryota, Metazoa, Arthropoda, Arachnida, Ixodida, Ixodidae. The record is from RefSeq and is a predicted model, not a curated record. Gene Ontology annotation, molecular function: metalloendopeptidase activity.
CUUCCUGGGAGUGCCUACUUUCGUGCUUCUCGAUCGGAACUGCAAGAAGCAUGGUCGUCUUCCCGUGGAAGUCGUUACCUGUGAUAUGUUACUUAAUUAUAUUUACUUCAAGUCACGCCGCAAACAUCUACGAUCAGCUCAAAUAUUUUGAAACAUUAAAGGUCAGCGAUCUGCGUCAUUCCAUCACGAAGCGAGGCACGCAGCCAAGCAAACACAAGUUCAACACGAUCAAAGAAGUCAGCUUCAGAGCGCACGGAAGGGAUUUCCGACUCAUCCUAAACCCGACCAAAGGCCUCUUAUCGGCCCACUUCAAGGCGUACACAGUUGAUGGUUCUGGCAACAAAAGACCCGUAUGGGUGGACCAAAACCAGUUCUACGAAGGCAGGGUGUUUGGCGAACUCGUCUCUAAUGUGAGCGCGCACAUUGACGAAGGCGUUAUGACAGCGUCGAUACGUGUCAAGGAUGACAUAUACGUCAUGGAACCGUCGUGGAGGCACAUACCCGACGACCAUAAUGACACCAUGAUUGUUUACCGAGCGUCAGAUGUCAAGUACUCCUGGGACCCAGCCCAGUCUCUAACCAAGUACUGCGGCUACGUCAAGGAGAAUGGAAAUGCCACGGAGGUUACGGGUGACCUGUCUGAGAACUUGAGCCACUGGAACGAUGGAAGCAGCAUCACGUCUCAUGUCCAGAAGCGACAGGCGAUGGAACCCUACCACUGGGAGCCUGUGCAGACGCGCUGUUCUCUCCUCCUCGUGGCCGACCAUCGUUUCUACGAAAACAUGGGGGGCCGUAAUCUCAAGAGCACCAUUAAUUUCUUGAUAACGCUGAUAGACCGAGUCAACAAGAUCUUCCUUGACACUGAAUGGCGUGACAGCGACCGCCAUCCUGGAUUUCGUGGAAUGGGCUUUGUCAUUCAAGAAGUGAUGGUGCAUACCGAACCAACGCCUGUGCUUCGCAACGAAGUCCAUUACAACAUGGCGGGUGUUACAUGGAAUGUACGAGACCUCCUAGAGGUGUUCUCUCGCAGCCUGAACCACCGCUGGUUCUGCCUGGCGCACUUGUUUACCGAUCAGAAGUUUGAAGGGGGCAUCCUGGGCCUUGCUUACGUGGGCUCUCCUCGCCGCAAUUCCGUGGGCGGCAUUUGCAGCCCCGGUUAUGUGAAAAAUGGCUACACCUUGUACCUCAAUUCUGGGCUGAGCACGUCACGAAAUCACUACGGACAACGUGUGAUCACAAGAGAAGCAGACCUGGUCACAGCACACGAAUUUGGUCACAACUGGGGCAGUGAACAUGACCCUGACCUACCCGAGUGUUCACCAGACUCACAGCGUGGUGGAUCGUAUUUGAUGUACACUUACUCUGUCAGUGGCUACGACCCAAACAACAAGAAAUUUUCCCCAUGCAGUGUACGUUCCAUUAGGGCAGUUUUGUUGGCUAAGGCGAGCAAGUGCUUUUCAAAGCCUGAAGAGUCAUUCUGUGGGAACUCGUUGGUCGAAGAAGGAGAACAGUGUGAUGCUGGCCUCAUUGGGAGCGAGGACAGUGACCCCUGCUGUGAUGAGGAAUGCCGGCUUAAGCCCAAUGCAAAGUGCAGUGACAGAAAUUCCCCCUGCUGUCGGAACUGCGACUACUCCCAGAACAACGGGGCGCUGUGCCGUGAGGCGCAACCCAAUGCCUGCAAAAAUGAAGCCUACUGCACUGGUAAAUCAGCUGAGUGCCCUCCAUCACCGCCGCAACGAGAUGAUAGCCCAUGUUUGGACAAGGGCAAGUGCAGAGCAGGGGAAUGCAUGCCAUACUGCGAGACAAGAGGGGAAGUCUCCUGCAUGUGCGACACAGAGGUGGACGCUUGCAAGCGUUGCUGUCGACCUUCACACAAUGCUACCUGCAAGCCGACGGAGCCGAUGGAAAUUCUGAGAGACGGAACACCAUGUAUACAUGGCUAUUGUGAGAAGGGAAAAUGUGAGAAGACGGUCCAGGACAUUGUUGAAAGGUUCUGGGAUAUUAUUGAGGACAUAGACAUUAACACAGUUUUGAAAUUUCUGAAUGACAACAUUGUGGGCACUGUUAUUGUGGUGUCCAUGAUUGUGUGGGUACCUGGAAGCUGUCUCAUAAGUUACGUGGAUCACAAAAGGAGAGCAGAGCAUGAAAAGGCCAAGAAGACUUGCCGGAAGCGUGAUAGUCUUCAACCAUUUCGUCCACCAUCAGACAGCAGCGUCAAAGUGGUCCACAUUUCACGGCGGCAGCCACCCCCUCAGCCAGAGCCGCAGCCACAGCCUCAACCACAACCACGGACACAGCUUCCUUUGCAGACACCAUCAGAUGAGCAAGUGCUGGCUCCAACACUGAGGUUGCCAAGCCGAGCUCCAGCAAGUUCUGACUACUGGCAAUCACCAAGCUCCUAUGCUAGCUCAGAAAGAGGCGGUGUGCACCCAUCAAGGUACGAGGGACGCCUUUAUGCAAGGCCAAGCAGCGUCGCCGAAGGUGCCAAUUACAGCAGGCACGAGCCAUCCGACUACUACCACCACCUCCCUCUGCACACGCAGGGCUACGGUCGACAGGGCGCAACAUCCGUCUCGUCCGAUAGGCCUGGAAGCCGGUCGAGACAGCACAUCGAGAACUAUACGGCGCUGUAGCUUAGCAGUCAUUGUCAUUAUCAUUUGCACAUGCCCAUCUCAUAAUUUUGGUCCUUAUUUUUUUAUGGGGAUGACUGAAAUCACAUUGUGUGUUCAUGCUAAAGGAAAAGAAGAGAAUGUACUAAUAUAUUUUGUUCAAUUGAAGACGAGAAGCAUUAGAGGGGCCUUGAACUAUCUUUCUUUGGGAUGCCAGACACACAUUAGAACAAGUAUAGUGCAUCCUAGGAGCAUGUUACUAAACAAACUUAGAGAGAUCUUGUUCGAGUGGAGCUACCUUUCUUAUUUGUGUUCACGAAUUUUUCAUCUGUGCAAGCUUCCACCUUACCUUCCCCUUAACCUCUGCCUUUUUUUUUAAUUAUUUACACUUGUUACUGAAGGACAGGGGCAGUGCCAAUGGCUGCUCUCCUGCCUGUCGCCUACUGGCAUCAGCUGCGACCAGCCGGCCCUGUGCCAUGUUUAAAAAGAUGUUUCAAUAUUGCACUCUACAUGUGAACUCCAUGCACUGUACAUGGGUACAAAAUUUGGUUGACGUGAUUGCAGCACUGUCUUUUUUGGGGGGGAAUUCUAUCUCAUCAAGCCCAAAGUGUGGUUCAGGGCCCGUUUAACAAACUUUCCCAUAUAUGAAUACGGUCUAGAGUAGAUAAGGCCAAAGCCAACAUGCAUGAAUACAAAUAGUGGAGUUUAUGAGGCAUCCAGUCAGUGCUUGUGCCAUCUUUCUUACCUUUAUUCUGCUCCAAUUUCUGUUCUUUCCCUUACUUGAAAGUGUUUUCUUUAAUUUGAAAUUGGUGAGUAUUUGGUCACCAUGUCGUAACGAAGCUCAAAUACUGUACUUGAUUGUCAUGUUAUAUUUGCAUGUAUUUGCAGUAUGUGGUGUACUUUUGCAAGUUCAGCCAGUGUAAUGGUACAGGGAAACAGCACGUAUGGAAGUGAAUUUUUGUUUAGUUGGAAGUUCACAUGUGGAAAUUAUGUGGAUUUUUAAAGAGUGUGCAUAUUUCAUUGUCUGUUUUGACAAUGAGUGCAAGACUUUUGUGCGCGAUGGAUGAGACUUGUAGCAGCUCUCUUUUCUUAGAUUACUCCUGCUCUUAUAUAUAUAAAUCGCCAAAGUGGUCACCUAUGUCUUUGGGGCAUCAGCGAUUUAGUCUGCGAAUUGUGUAAACAAUCAACUUCAUGUCAUCUUUGCUUCCUGCAAUAGGGAGUGGGCAAUGAAAUCAAGGAAGGCAUAGAAGUUAUUUGUGCUUUUUAAUUAAGGUGAUGUACUAAUCACUAAAAUUUGUGCUUUGCAUGGCAGUGAACCGUCACUGCCGUAGCUAUUGCCACAUAAAACCUAUAGAAAUAUAUAACUGUACAUUUUAUGUGUAGUGCUAAUAAUCACAUUGGCUGUCUAUUAUUUUUUAAUGAUCACAGGUUGUCUUUCUCUUCAGAAAAACUGCGGUGUGGCACGAGGAGUAAAUACAUUCAAUGAAAGCCUCAAGUGAAACCUAUUAAGAUUGUCCAAUGUUUGUAUACUUGCUGAAAGGUAAAAAAAAGUCAUUCACAUAUGCAAACACUUCAAGUAACCCAGUUCUUCAUGCAGCUCUUUCUGUAGCCUUUUAAUUUUAAUAUACCGGAAGGCUUUAGGGAAUUCUGGUUGAACAUGUUGAAAGAAACAUAGUUAUGUCAAUUUAAAAGAAGGUGGAACACCCUUAGCCUCCCUGUUUUUGUGGGGUUUAGUAAGCAGUUUCAGUGGUGGGUGAGCUAGGAGCAAAUGGGUCGGGGAAAAGGUAGCUUGUAAGGAAGCUUGGAGAGUCGGUGUUGCCCUCCCCACACCCCCAUCUCAACCCCAACUUAUCCUCUAAGCACUUCUGUUGCUCUCUUAAUACUUUACACUUCAACAGUAUACUUUCGUCUUACUGCUAUCUAUUGUAUCAUGAGAGGCGGCUGACAUCAUUGGCUGUUCUCGGUGUGCUGUAAAAAAAA